CCCGAUUUUGGAUGAUUUAUCAAUUAUAUCGGCACCCACAUGAAAACAAUCUCUUCAAAGCGGUGAAGAAUGGGUUUCAAAAAACGGGAUUUUUAAUGGAUAUCAAAUGGAAGAGAAGCAAAUAUUACUAGUAGUUAUACUAGUGUUAAAUCAACUUGCUCAUGGUGAUAUUUUACGAAGAAACGGAGCAGUCGGUAAGUGCUUUUCUCCGCGUUGCCUAAUGCAGUAAUACUAUGUUGACAAGCUACAACUGCCUACAGGCCAACUUUGUUGCUUUUAUUUGACAUUUUAACUUGAAGAAUUAUAGAAUUAUUUCUUAUUUUAUUUUAUAUAAUCACAUAGGCUGUUCUCGUGUUGAAAAUCUGUGUCGAUACGAUGAAUUCUGCAACGAAGGUAUAUACGAUAUAAUUUAUAUUUAGAUUUCAAACGUUCAAAGAUCGGUGAAGUAGAACUAAAGCGGUCGGAUGUGAGGUCGGAUGCAUUUCAAAAGUUUUCCUCUUUGAAAGCCUAGUGUUUCUAACUUUGUUAUUUUAUUUUGAAAUAGUUUAUGCAAAGGAAAGUAGCAAAUUAAUUCGAGAGAUUCGAAACUGGAAUCUUUUGUAAUUUGAAACCGUGAAACGACAAGGGUUAUGAAUCUCUUCAAUACAGCGCUAAUAUUUAUAAUUUGUAUAAAAGAUCAAAAGAUCAUUUAGAAUUCUCGACUUCGUUUCUCGGUUUCUCGAGAUUAUAUUCAUUGGAUUUAUAUUCGAAUUCAUUUUCGCUCAAUUUUGGUAUCUUUUCGUAAUACUACAAUAUGAAUAUAAACGAGUAUUCAUUAUCCAAAAUUAGCUCAUGUCAUUCAAAUUUGUAAACGCUUCAUUGAAAGCGUCCAUCUGGCCUCUUCCACUUUAAUUUUUUCCCUCUCGUGGUUUACUAAAUAAAGAAUCUCUUUGUUUCGUCGAAUUUCAAGUUAUGUAUAUUUUGUGCCAAAUGAAAGUUUUAUAUUACUGUAUAAAUUGUACAAGAAUUGUAAGUUUUGGGUUCCAGUGGCAGUGUAGUAGCAGUGAACAACAUUAAUACAAGCUUUGAUUGAAGGAUCUAACUGCCUGAGCCACAAACUCCCAGAACGGUCGUCAGGCCGAAACCCCGAAUUUAUUUUUAUAGUUUUCAGGCAAUUAGAUCCUUUGACCAAGCUGGUGAUUAAAAUUGUACAAAAAAGUGACUAUUGGAUUAAAUGGAAUCUGUGUUAUGUGUGAUGUUUGUAUUGGGUGACAGUUGAAAUGGAAAUUUAUGCAGAUUACUGAGAGGAAAUUAUAUGACUUUGGAUUCUGUUCAAAUAUACUAAACUACUGAGAAUGAAUGGUUUUUUGGUCCAACAUAUUAAUUGUGUUGACUUGGCAUGGUUUGGUAAAGCCUACAUUGUCAUUAAGAGUAAUUACAAAUCUCUUUUCACUAAUUGAGUAAUUCAGUCUCAUCUUAUUGUCUAUUAUUUCAUUGAGAAAGGAAUGUGUCAGAGCUCAUGUUUAUAGGUUGCAUGGCGAUAUUGGUAUUAGAAAAAAAAAGGUGAUCGGGUGAUAGCUACUUAUUCAUAUAUCGAUACUUUUUGUGAUUAAAAUUAUUGAAAUUUCAUGCAAUAUUUUAAAAUGCCAACACUAGAAAAACAUAUGAUAUAAAUGCACCAUUUUAGUGAAUUGAGAUUUAUGAUGAAAUGUGCCUUAGUUGGACAGUAUUUUGUUAUUAAUUUCACAGUGCCCAAUACACCAUUAUUUUACUUAUUGAGAAGAAAGCAAGGCUUUCUGCCUUUCUUUUCACACACCCACACAUGCCCAUGUGAAUCUGGGUUUGCAAUUUAAACUGCAUUUAAAAUUUAAAAAAUUUAUGUGCAUCAAUAUGUCUUUAACCCAUUAAGUUGCAUUGCACCCCACUUUAUUCAUUAUUUUACUCCGUCUAACACCAGACAUUUUUAUUUACUCGUCAAGGGGAGAGCACUAACGCUCCAUGUGUUAAUAUAAGAGAAAUUAGCUAAAAUUCCCUUCAAAGUAAUGUACUUACAAAACUAGAAAGACAUUCUUAUCAAAACCAUGUCAGUACCCAAAAGCAUGCAGUGUGAAUGUACUUCCAUGCACUUUUUCAAAAUUAAAUUUCAUGUUAACCCAUCGAGUGCCAGUGCUCUGCCCUUGAUGAGUAAAAUCAUCUGGCGUUAGACAGAGUAAAAUAAUAAAGUAGGGUGCAUUAGGGCACAAUGCAACUUAAUAGGUUAACUAUAUCAUGUACAAAUGUGCAGAUAGUCUAUUUUGAAACCCAUUGAAUGCAGCACUCUCCCCUUGAGGAAUAAAAUCAUCUGACAUUAGACAGAGUAAAAUACUGUGAAUUCGGGAAAACUAUUUAAAGCGAAUAAUUAUCGCAUGUGUUGCAACAGUUGCAUUAAUUAACAAACCAUUAGGCUGCAAUGGAUUAACUUUCCAGGGCUUUUCAACUCAGAAAAUCUUGCAGAUUUUGCAAAUUUCUUUAAGUUUUGGAAUUUAACCCAUUAAAUUGCAUUAUAAUACACCUUUAUUACUGCGGAUUCGGGAAGACCGUUUAAUGUGAAUAACAAUCAACGUACCUGCCUAGAAACUUCAUACUUUACACCAGACAACUGAAAACUUGUCAGGGGAUUGUUUGAUGUUAAUAAUGGAUUUAUUUAACCAAUCUGGCAAUGUCUCUUAUUCACACAUCAAGCAGCAGUGCGCCCCAUUGUAUUAUUUUACUCUAGCUACCACAUUAUUGUACCUAUAUCCAAGGGGAGAUUAAUAUUGUUAAUUAUUAAGGGAUUACACUAGUAAAUAACUGUUUCUUGAAAUUCACAUGUGUGUUCACACAAAAGUAAACUUUUAUUUCUGUGCUUAUAAUGGGCAGUGGCAGAUGUCACUGGAGAAACAUUAUUUCCUUAAGUUUCUGAAAUAUGACUGAUUAGCUAUUAAGUAAGCACUUGAGUAGGUUUUUUCAACUGUGAAUGCCUGAUAUCCUUAAAAUUAACUAAGCAGAACUAAAUUACUGUUUGCAAAGAGGUUUCAGGUAUGAAAUUUCCAGUCUUACCAAAAAGUGGGAAUACAUGUAUAUUGGCAACCAAAAUAUACUGUAUGCGCCAUCAAUUUUUAUCUGCCAUUGUUCACAGGGAGCAAUCAUCCAAAUAUAUUAUUCAAAGUUUUGAUACUACAGUCAUGCCAAUAGAAGCGUUCCGAAAAAUGUUGACCAAUACAAUUUGAUAAGUUCCUUAAAAAGUUCCUAACUUCCUGUUUCAUUGACCAAUCAAAUUUUAAUUUUGAGCAAUCUGAUUGGUCAAUGAAACAGGAAGUUAGGAACUUUUUAAGGAACUUAUCAAAUUGUUGAGGAUUAAUUGCUCAGAGGUGUUCCUUCAAGUUAGGAAAUGAAUUGGUCAACAUUUUUCAGAACACUUCUAUUGGCACGCCUGUAAAUUGAAAUUGUUCUGAGUUUCCGUUAUUUUGUAUUUGAUCAACCAAUUAUAGGUAUAUAAAUUUCUUUCCAUCUGAAAUUUGUAGAAAGGUUGGAAUAUGUUUGCAACCUAAAUUUUCAAUCCCAAUACGCCAAUAAGUGUCUGGCACUAGUUUUAUUAGUGAUUAUAUUCAAAAAUGAUAAAAAGUCUAUAAAUGAAUGGUAUAAAUUUAAUGAACAAUUGAAUUUAUACAAUGUACUAUUAAUUUUUUUACACCAUGACCAAAGUGUUAAUAUUAUUUUACCUCAUUCCUGAAUCGUAAGUAAUUAUAAUGAUGGGGAAAACUUUAUGAAUUAUGUGCUGAUGUUUUAUCUGCUAAAAGGUAUAUAUUAACAUAUAGAGCUCUUUUAUUGUGAGAAACUAUGCCUAUGGGAAAAUAUAAUAAAAAAUAAUCACCAGUUAAAAGAUAAGUGGCUGAUUAAUUGUACAUUUGAUGUUUAUGUGGAAGAUUUUGAAACAGAUAUUUUUGCUAGAACUAGUGAGUACAAUCGUUGAUAAAACCCUUUGGACAGUAGGGCAUCUGGCACCUGCUCAACUACCCCUAGGCCUAGCCUGCAUCACAGACACUACCCCGUGCCCCCUUUAAAAUUUUGUUUUAUCGCAUUGUAUCAUAUAAAAUAGACUGUGCAAUACGUUCUUAAUGAAAACAUGAUGUCAUACAGCAACAUUGCUUAGGGGGGGGGGAGAAGUAUAUUCUAUGAGAAGUAUAGGGCUGUUUAUGAAUCUUACUUUUUUUAAUCCUGAAUUUUUGACAAUGUUUUUCAAAUUGCCCGAACAUGUUUUGUCAAUGAUUGUAGUCCAAGGCCAAGCUUUUAAUUUUGGGUUUGCGCACUAUAUUUUCAUUGAAUUAUUAAAGAAUGUAGAUAAGAAAGAUAUAUUUGUCAGAAAUAGUGUGUUGCUAAUUGCCUUAAUUUGACAUUAGUGUGUUUUAAAUGAGCUAUAUCUGGCAUAUGCCUGUACAGACUAAUAUAUGACUGAUUGUACAGAAUGCUUGGUAUAUUUAUAUCUUCUGACUUUUUUGGCACAAGAAGUGUGAAACCGCUGUAGAAUUAUUCAUUUUUUUAAUUCUUUUCGUUCAUUUCUUGAUAUUCAGUCUGAAGCUUAGUCCAAUCACUAUUCUCCUUUUUGGCUUUAAUUAGCCUUUCUCACGAUGACGAAUAUCCGCCAAUGCAGACAAUUAAAACAAUGUGAAAAGCAAUUUUUCAAAAUAAACUAACCAUUUACAAAGUAAAUUUACCAUGAUUCUUCCAAAAAAUUAUAAAAAGUCGCUGUUAUGUGGACUUAUCGCGCAGACUUCGGCUGAAAAGCCAGCCAAAAAUGGCGGCGUGAGAAAGGCUAAUUCUGUUUCCCGCUAUCAAAAUAAACGUUUUGCAAAUAACUGCAAUUUAUUUUCUUUGACUUUGUUAUGUUACAGUAAAAGCAAACUGUGUAUGUACAAUGCAACUGGAUAAAAUCUGUAAAAGAUGUUAUUUUUUCAUUAUUUGGGAUCAUGAUCAUUGACAUUGUGUGGGAUUGUAGAGUCAAAUUAGUUUAGCUUGUCUUAUCUGUGGUAAUGGUUAUUCAAAAGCCGAUUAUGUUAUAAUCCCAACCAAAAUAGGCCAAAGUUUCCAACUGACAAACACAUUGCAGACUUUCAGCCGCCUUGCUUACUGGAAUUUUCCAUAAUUACGGGUAACUCUUAACUUUACUCUUCAGGUCGAGAUGUCCGGUGGGCAUUGCCAAUUACCAGAAAAAUGACUAUGUCAAAUUUUGGCAAACUAGGAUUAUAUGCAAGCUGGGAGGGAUAUACGGUCCUGUAAUUAACUAAUUAUAUAUAUUUAUUUUGGGAAAGUGAGAUACUCUAAUUAAGUAUGUGAGAAAGUGGAUAUUUUAGAUUAUUGUGGAAAGUGAGAAAGUGGAUAUUUUAAUUAAGUAUGUAUGCGAAUCGUUUUGUCGAUUCAAUUAAAAAAAGGUCACGGACGUUGGCGGACAGUGACUGUAGUAUAGGACUCUAAAUAUUUAAAGAGUCAAGUCCGUUCUGCUCAUGCGCGUGUUUUGUUUACAUUUUUUGUUUCAAACAAUAGAUAAUUUAAUUAAAAUUCCGAUCUGUGGGCCCACAAGUUAGCUCAUUACGCAUUCAGAAUAUAUCACGAAGGAAAAAUUGAACUACUAAAGCAAAAAUUUAGCCCCAAAAUAACAAAUUUUAAAUCGAAAACGCUAAGAAGCACUUCUUACAGAGGUAUGGACAAAAUUUGAUUGAAAUUUGUACACAUUUAGCUCCAAAACGACAAAUUUAAGAUUGAAAAUGUUAAUAAACACAUCUUUGUACAAAGAUAUGGCGUUUGAUACAAUUGAUCACAAGAUUCUGAUAAGGAAAUUGGAACAUUAUGGUAUCAAAGGAGUGGCCAAAGAUUAGUGUGAAAAUUAUUUAUACAAUAGAAAACAAAUGGUGAAAUAUAAUGGAGUACAAUCUGAGGAAGUGACUAUUAGAAGCGGUGUCCCCCAGGGAUGUCCCUUAUUUCUUUUAUACAUAAAUUAUAUCCAAUACUGCAGUGAACUGAUUUCUAUUGUAUUGUUUGCGGAUGACACAAACAUUCUUUAUAGUCAUACGUGUCUUAAAAAAUUGAAUGAAAUUUUUCAAGUUGAAAUUAAUAAAAUUGCAGAUUGGCUGAAUGCAAAUAAGUUAUCUAUUAAUACAGAAAAAACUAAAUUUAUUCUUUUUAGAACAAAAAAUAAGAAACCUAAUUAUUCCAUAAACAUUUCGAUCAAUAAUAACAAUAUAAAACAAGUUAAAAACACCACAUUUCUGGGAAUUGUUAUUGAUGAAUUUUUGACAUGGUGUAAUCACUUGGAUUUGAUUACCAAAAAAAUUAUUAAAUGUGCGGCAAUUAUUUCCAGGAUUCGACAUUUCACAAACUUAAAUUCCUUAAAACUAAUAUAUUAUGCUUUGGUCUAUCCAUAUUUAACUUAUGGUAAUUUUAUCUGGGGUAACACCUGUAAAUCUCGUAUUCAAAAGUUAGUGAAUAUUCAAAAAAAAUUGUUAGAUUAAUGACCUUCAAAUCUUAUUUUGAUCAUUCUGAACCAAUUUUUAAUGAAUUACAAAUAGUCAAUCUACACAAAAUUAAUGAUUAUUUAACAAGUUUAUUCAUGUUCCGAUAUUUCCAUCUACAAAAUCUACCAGAAUUAUUCACAAGUUAUUUCUUUACUAAUAAGGAAAAUCACAACACAAGAAAUUCUUCAUUGCUACACAAAAAGUCCAGUAGAACCAACUAUGCAUAACAUACUCUUGCUAAGGGACCGCUCAUUAUUUAUUGUACAGGGGGGGGGAUUGAGGAGAAACUGGGGGGCCUUUAAAUUUUUUCAAACCUGAAAGGGGGGGCUUUGAAAAAAUACAGAGAGACGAAAGAAGGGGGGCUUUGAAAAGAUUUACCAGUUUGAAAAAACAGUAUAGUUUUAAAAAUGUAUCACAAAACAACUUAACAACAAAUAACAAUGUUUAUAUACCUUUAAUAUUCAUAAAUGGAAGCCAAAUAAAAAGUCUCUUAUGUUCAUGUAUUAAAAUAGACAAUUUCCAUUAUAGACUAAUUUUAGAACUAGGCAAAGAGAUGCAAAUCAAGGCCGGAUUUUGGUGAAAAUAGUAGGGGAGGUGGAAAAAAAUUUUAGGGGAGGUGCAGCGGUCUAGCUUGCAACCCCCAUGGAAAGUUAGGGCUUAUUGUAGAACAGGCCAAUAUCAACGAGGUGAGGUAUGCUUGUAGUGUACAUAUGUACCAGUGUAUUAUUAAAUUAUGACUGUAUGACUCCAAUCUCGCCCUUCAUUACAAUUGCUACAAAGUUUCUUUCAAAACAUUGCAUUAAAAGAGUACUUGACACAGAGAUGAAUGGCUAUCACUGUUUCAAUUUUACAGAGAAAACUUUCUUACGUCACGAAUUCUAGAUCCUAAGCAACCAUCACAUUUUCACUUUGUUCCAUCAUUGAAACUUUCCCAAGGGGCCAAGGGGAGGUGCAUGAACUUUCAGGAGGUGCAAAAAUUCUCAGGGGAGGUGCAAAACGAUCUCAGGGGAGGUGCAAAACGAUCUCAGGGGAGGUGCGCACCUCUCCACACUUCCCCUCAAAAUCCGGCCUUGAUGCAAAUAAAUCACCACAGCUAGAAAGAGCAUACUAAAAUAAGUAAAUUAUUGCAAAGUUUGGUUGCGAAAUGUUGUAAAAUACGGAAAAUAUAGCCUUGCAAAGGUUGCAAAUUUUGUAUACUUUUGUAUACAAAAUUUGCAAACUUUGGAAGGCUAUUUUUUCUACAUUUUACUAAUUUUUGUUAAGAUAAAAAAUUAGUCUAUAAUGGGAAUUGUCUAUUGGUCCCCAUUAUCUAUUUUUGUUUCUCUAAAUAAAAAGCUAGAGAGUUUUUGUUUCUCUAAAUAAAGAUAAAAAGCUAGAGGGGGGAACCAAAAUUUAUGUUCUUGUUUUGCCUGUGGGGGGAGGGGGGGGGCUUUGAAAAUUUUACUUGUCUUAAGAGGGGGGCAACGAAAAAAUAUUAUAACUGUAGAGUUUUUCCUCAGUCUUCCCCUGUACAAUAAAUAAUGAGCAGUCCCUAAUAAAGGUAUAGAAGUAUGGAAUAAUCUUUCUGAACAAUAUGAAAAACAAAGGUCUUAUGAUUCCUUCAAAAAAAUGAUCAAAAACUACUUCUCACAGCUAGAUUGAUAUACAACAUGUUAUAUUCCUGUAAUAAUAUACAAUAUCAAAAUUGUAUUGUAAAUAUACAUCCUAACUAUUUUUAUAUAUUAUUAAUAUAUCCUUUGACUUUGUAUUUUCUUUAAAAAAAAUAUUCAAACUGACAUUAUAUUAAUUAUUAAUUAUUUUUAAUUCAUAAUCUAGGGGCCUAAAAUAAAAGCCAUAUGGUUUCUAGUAGGCUCCUAGCCCACAUUUGUAAAUAUUAAAUAGCACUAUAUUAUCAUCUCAUGUAAUGUUUUGGGCAAACUUAAUUUUUUAAAAAAAUGGAUAAAAUUUGUACAAAUUGCAGUCAAAUUUUGUCCAGACCUCUGCAAGAAGUGCUUCUUAGCAUUUUUCAUUUAAAUUAAAUGAUAAAUUAUUCGUGAUAUAUUCUGAAUGCGUAAUGAGCUAACUUGUGGGCCCACAGAUCGGAAUUUUAAUUAAAUUAUCUAUUGUUUGAAACAAAAAUGUAAACAAAACACGUGCAUGAGCAGAACGGACUUGACAGCCUCUUUAACGAACAUAAAUUGAAUAACAAGCCCACGCAUCUUCGAUCUCGAAAUUCACUUGAGUCUGUUGCAGAAAGUAUGUAGUUUAUGAAUAUUUUCUCGGUGAAGAAUUGGUUGUUUAAUUAAUAGACCGAUUCGAGAAUAGCUGUCAUUCUUUUCUUUUUCCAAAUUUAAUUUCAACCAAGGUAAUCAUUGCUGCCUUAUAGAAACUUCAAGACUAACAGUUAUACAAAGUAUAAAUAUAAUACCAUGUAUUUUCUUGAAGAAAUUAAAUAUUAAAAAUACCGAAGUUUAUGCUAAAUUUAGGAACAAGCCUGACUAGCCUCGUAACUAUAAUUUUCGGUAUCUACUGACUACUGUAUAGGUAGCAACGUUUUGGAAAAUCGUCCCCGCGUAUCCCGCGUUGAAUGAUAGGAAUACCGUGCAAAUAUUUUAAAAAAAUUAUUCUUUUCAGCUGAGUUUUAUCCGUAUGGAAAAUGCAAGAGAAUCAUUUUCAAGAAAGCCUUAGGACAUAUCACUGGAAAACGUAAGUUCUAAUACAUACUGCAGCAUUGUGUCAAUACUAGUGGGACAUAAUUGACUUGACGCAGACCUGGUGUUUCCUUCAACAUUAUUCAAACGUACAUCUUUUCUUUCAUUAGGGUUCAAGCACAAUGAAAAUGGCGUUGGCAAACCAAGUAGAGGCAGCCAUAUUGGCCAAAAUGAUUUCUUAGACAGUAACAAGUAUGACAUGACGUACUUUGAGAACGAUGGCUCCACGAAGAAUGUUCCUUCCAGUGAGCGUACUCCUGAAAAUAAUCGAGACGAGAUCCUGCGCAGUCAUGAUAGAGAUAUAACUUAUAGAAAUGAAUAUGAAUCUAAGCCCAAUCAACGUGAUUUUGACUCAGAGUUUGUACAAGAUCAGGAUGAAAAACAAAUGUCUAAGAAUCGAGCAGCUUUCGGCAAUAAUCAAGAUGAUUUAUACGAAAGUGGUAAAUAUGAUAUGACACACUUUGGCAAAAACGAUGUUGAUGCUUUGUCACAUGAGGAAAAAUCUGGCAAAGAUAUUAUGAAUAAGAAUCAGGAUCAAAUAUCCUCAGAUAGAAAUUUAGAUAGGUCAUACAGAAGUGGUGAAGGAUCAGGCCGUAUUGGUGAAGAAAUUUUACAUCACCUUGAGAGGAAGCGGACAUCUAAACAUGGCAAAGUAGGUGGAGACGGCUUGCCUCCUAUUGGCAUUCCUAAUUUGGCCAUACCAGACGAAGUACACUUCGAACACAAGCAAACUAGGAAUUUAGGCGAGAUUAGUGGUGGCAAGGACGAUUCAGGAAGUAGCAAGAGAAAUCAGCUACCGAAGAACGAUGAAUCUCUAGAUCUAGACAUCGAGAUUAAACCACUUACUGUAUCUGAUAGCAAGUAUUUUGAUGAAGAUAAAUCAAAGCUUAGUUCUAUACCUAAAAAGCCAAACAGGGAUUCAGAAGUCAUUCAAAAAAUUGAACAUGUUCGAACAAAUAUUGUUAGUAAAUCUGCAUCGAAGAAAACAAAAGUUGGCGUCCUUGUCGGUGGUAAAUUGGACCAAGCUAAGGCAGAUAUUGUUCAAAACAACAGUCCUGAUCCUACGUAUGAUAAGGUAAAGGAUUUCUUUAAAAGUCAACAAGUCAGUUCUAUCGUUGAUGCACCGCUGGCGGAGAAGAAAGAACCAGUGAAAUUAUAUAAUAUACCACAUGAGGAAAACGUGGAUGUCAAACGGAGCUCUAUACCCAAGCCUAUCAUCCAUCCUGAUCGUAUCAGAUUGGAUCUAAAAGAAAGGUAAGCAAAGUAAAGGUAAACUAGCUUUAUGCCAAUUUUUAGUAUUUUACCAUUUACAAUAGUUAACUUCAAAUAUGGAAACCAAAGGGUAAACGGAAAGCACCUGGGCGUCCGUUGAUUCUUCUCUGCAGACCUGGAAAUAUAUAUAGAGGAUGGACCCUGGAGGCCUUGUUCCAAGAAACGUUUUGGUUCCUUGUACAGCUUCACAACAGCCUAAAGUUGGAAAUUCAACUGAAUGGAUUUUGCUUUAGCGCUACACAUAAGGAAUUAUGGUUAAUGGAGUUAAUCUAUUGAAAUAUAUACACUGCAACAACCUGGUUUUCAAAGAAAUUAGUUGGUCAUUAUAGCAUAGGAAUUAUUUCAAGGUCUGGCUUUUCUGUGGUGCUGCCAAGAUUUCCAGAGAAACAAUUCGUACAGUACAGUAAUUAUCUUUCUGUCGUGUAUGACUGAAAGUUUAAACAUUGUGCCUCAGAUAAAUCUUUACUAGCAGUGUCUAUAUAUGGUGUAUGCUUCAGGAGGUGCAUGUCGGUAGUUUACAGAAAUUUUAUUUCCUUGAUGUAAUUUUAUAAUCGAUUUUCUAAAUUAUUCAGUACAGCGUGGAGCAUCCUAGCAACCGACUAUAAUAGUUUAAUUAAUUUGUUCUUGCAGCUGUAAGUCUGCCAUAAUAUUAAUAUCAGCUGUGAAUAAAACACUCUGAUAUCGCUCUUUUUUACGCCGUGUAUCUGGUUUUUUUACGUAUACAGGUUAAACCCGGACAGAGCCAGUGAUUUGUUGGAUGCUCUUCAAGAUUUGCUAUGGGGAGAUGACGAAAGCCGCCAAGAUGCGUUCACUUCAAUAGCGUAAGUUAUCAGAUUAUUUUUCAAAUAAAGAGAUUCUUGCCAUUGUUAUAUCUGUGAUAUCUUCUGGCAGCUGGGUAUUGUUGUUCUACGAGAUUUGUACAAAGUCAAAAACAUAAAUAUAUGUACAGUGAAAAGCAGACAUACCGUAUUUAAAUUUAUAUACGUUUUUAAAUAUAAGUCGUUUUGAAUGCCAACAUCAUAGGCAAUAAAACAGAUUAUUAAAAAGGUGCGACUCCUUUUCAUCAAAUUAGUAUUUUGAAAAGUUGUGCUGCAUGCAGUGAAGCGGUCGUGUAAAAUGUAGUUUGUACCACCACUGUCAUAAAACAGAUAGGAUUAAUGUCGCUGUUCUAGAUUGUACGGCUAUACAUGAACAUUGUCAUUGAUUUAAAUUAAAAUAUUAAAAUAUCGGAUACAAUCUACUCGCAAAUCGAAGUCCUUCGAAUCCUUUAGAACUCAGUUGCCUUACGAUACAAUUGGAAUUUGGUAUAUUAGAUGCACGACCCAAAAAUAUUGUUUUACUGCUGAUCAUAAAUAAUCAAGCUGGUCUGCCCCUCUGCUUCUGGACUGGAUUUGAUCAUUUGGUUGCUAUACAGCAUAUAUAAUUGUAAAGUAAUAAUAUAUAAUGUCAUGAAUCGCCAUUUGCAUCCAUAGCAACGUUGUUCUUGGAAACAAAAUUGGGCUGUAGUGAUUACGGAUUACUGAUUGCACUAUUAUGUAUUAAUGGUAGGGAUACUCCACAAUGGAAAGACUGGUUCCAGAGAUGUUAGAAAAAAGUAGAUUAAAGAUAAAGAGCAGAGCCCAGCAAAUAACUAUAAAACCAAACAUAAUAAAAGUAAAAAACGUAUUAGCUAACGUUUCGUUGUUUACAAUACAACAUCUUCAGAGCAAUCUAAUGAAACGUUAGCUAAUAAUUUUUUUACUUUUAUUAUGUUUGGUUUUAAAGUUAUUUGCUGGGGCUCUGCUCUUUAUCUUUAAACUAAGACUUCCGUCUGGUGUAUCAAUUGCCACAGUUUUAAAGAAGUAGAUUAAUUUAGGUAUAUCAUUCCCUUUCAGGACUGAUGAGAACACAGUGUUAUUCCACCUGCUUAAUAACACAACAACCAACAGAGUGAAACCUUCGCAUGUUGUGCAGAGGAUCAAUAAAGGUAGAACUUUUGAAUUGUACAGCUUGUAUUACUGAUCUCAUAGCUAGUGCAGAGAUUAAUACACUUUUCUACUACUGGUGUACGACAAUAAAAACUCAAUCAUCAGUUGAGUCUUGAAACUCAAUCUUUCUCCGUAAUUAUAUUUUGCGGAAUAUAUAUGCUUUGAGGAAAUUGGCAAAUGGGAAUAAUUAUAAUUGUAAAAGGAAGAAAGUACUUGCAUUGAUCGUUGUACUGUAUAUUCUUCAACACGCUGUUAAAAAUCUGUUUUAAAACCGUUGUAUUUUUCUCAAAAGUGCAGUCUGAAGGCGAAAGAUGUUAUUUCGUAGAGACAAAUGAAGAAUUUACCGGGGGUGGGGGGUUUGAGGAGAAGUAGGGUAGAGUUCUCUUUCUAAAACUCAAUCUUCUUUCGUAAAAACAUUAGUAGACUAAGGCUGCGUUUACACUAUGACGCUACGGCAAAUUUACCGUAGUGUAGUGAUUUGCAUCCGGAGUGCCAACGUAGUGGUCCGUAAUUAAUACGCUAUGGCAAACCACUCCGUUAUAGUGUAAACACAAUACUAAGAAACUUAGUGAAUUUUUAACGAAAUUAAUUUGUAUCCAGAGUGGUAAAUGUUGUGGUCCGCAGUUAGUACGCUACGGCGAACCACUCCGUUAUAUAGUGUAAACACAAUAUAUAUAGUCUCAAUACCAGAAACGUAGUAAAUUUUUAACAGAGUGUUAGCCGUAGCGUCAUAGCGUAAACGCGGCCUAAAAUGCUUAUAUUAAUCCUUGAUAGUGGGCAGUUGUAUGUUAACUUCGAUCCUUUUGUUGUGUUUGCUGUUCCUGAUGCUUUUUGUUGUACAGAAAAUGCAGGGCGAUACAUGAGUGGCGUUUAAACCCGGCCGGAAAAUGUACGAGGCACAAUUGAAAAGCCGCACAGCAUAUUACAGUAUAUACCAUACGCGUGUCUUACAUUUUUCAGAAAGGGCCCGUCUGGCACUCUGCCCCAAUUUCCCAGGAACACCACUGGGGGAAAAGGGCCAGUGAUGCAUUUUUUAUUGGUAAUAAGCAUUCACUACCUUCUUGCGUACUUCACAUCGGAGGUGAAACGGACUAAUUGAGCAUUAACGUUUUUUUCGAACAUGUCCAAAUUAUUAGUUGAAUAUUUAUCGUAUUUUUUCGUUUUAUCAUUUAUCUUUUCCUCCAUUAUCGAGCUGUUGUAGAGCCCGUUAAGUAAUAUUUUCGUCAAAUGAAGCAUGCAGCUUUUUAACCAAUUUUUAAGCAUAUACUGUUAUAGAUAAAUUUGACUGUUGUAUACUUAUGCUUGACUGUUAUAGAUAAUUCAGUAAAAGACGGUCUCAAGAAAGCUGUUGGUGUAACUGUCUUGUCUGCAUCACUUGAGUCGAAGGUACGUAUCGUGCACUGACAUGGAAAUAGAACUGGAUACGAUUGACUAUAUUUUGUGUAAUGAAUGAAGCCGGAAUUCAGUCAUUACUAGAAGGGACCAGUUGAUGACCGUUAUAACGUAGAAAUGUAUUGCUUGAGCCUUGAGAUGGUUUGCAUGUUAUGUUUACCGCACGAGAAGCAGUGUUGUAUUCAUCAAUUGUUGUAGAGAGCUUUUGGUGAAUCUAGUACGCGAACGACUGAAAAAACACACGCUAAACUCACAGUGUUAGCAACAGGAGUAAAAACAACGAAUUAUUUUUGUCAACAAAGACGGAUACUGGUGAAAAACAAAUUUAAACUAGUAACAAAUUCAAAAGUAAAACAUAAGUAACUGUUUUUCGUCAUGUCCGCGUCCUAGAUUAAGGACAUCUUCCCUAUAAUAUAAUCAAUACAGCACGCCGCGAGCGAAUCAACUCGUAUGCAAACUAGUUACAGUACAAACAGGCGUGGUUGUAACAGAAGAAACAACUAGUGUGUGGAACUAAUUACCAAAUAUUCAUUAUUUAUCUAUCUGGGGUUUACUUAGGGUAUAUAUACAUGUGACAUUAUCUUUGAAAUUUGAUUGGGCGCAAAGCUCGUUAAUUAUUCGUGAAGUUCACACGAUAAAAUAUAUAGUCAUCUGCAUGGUAAACUAAAUGUUUGAGGACAUUUUAAAAAGAAAUCGAUUCAUUUCUCCUGGAUCAAAUUUGGUUCAUUAGUAAUAACGGAAUUAUAAUGUGUUAGAAUACUUGGUGUUCUGCACUAGUGAGGUAUUGGUUGCGCUCUCCAGUCUUCUUCUAGAUUUCGGAUAAUAAAUUACUGCAUGUGCUUCUCAGAUAAUAAAGUACCUUUAUUAACUAUUGCAAGAAAUUUAAGAAGUUAUAUUUACAUGCAAAAAAUCAUUUUUGGUUAAGGUAUAUCUAGUCUGUUUUGCUGCAUGACAUGUACUCCCGUCCCUUUUGUUUGGACUUACAUGUUACCGCAUAUCAUUUUAUCGAUAGGAAGGUGAAAAGGUACAAAACGGAGACGACGAUCAUAACUUCAUAAUGACUACUCUGAUUGUAGCUGGUUGUGUCUCUGCCAUCUUGUUGGUAUCUGUGUGCAUCUUUAUCAUUCUUAGAAGGUAUUGUUGUUACUAAGAUUCUUCCAGUCAUUUGGUCUUAGCGCGACAAAAAGCUUGUGGCAUUUCGUAAAACAUAACUCCAUGACUCCAUUUGAUAAAGCAUAUAUUCUUUAACGUUUUCCAGAACAAGUAGUAGAGACUAUCCCAGAUGGGUUCCUAAGCAAGCAGGGCAAGAGGCGGCUUCGGACUAUCAGGUAGGGUGUACAUGUCAGGUGACAUAUAGAGAGAGAGUAGUAUCGAUUUAACCAAAAUGUGAAUUAUUUACUGAUGCUGCAUAAGUGAAGUAAUUUUACAAUGCACGAAGUGAAAAUUUUAGUCUGGGAAUUCUCGCCUUCUGAAUGUGCUUAAAUUUUAAUAUCCCUGCUUAAAGGCCCUGUCACAUUGACAACUAUUGCGUAUGAGAGAAACGUAUGAGAAGCAUAUGAAAAUUAAUGAAAUAAUUUUCAUACGCACAAAAAUCCUUUGAAAUGCCAGCGUAUAAGUACCACAUCUGGCGUACCUCUAGCGUAUUCAGCGUGUGCCUAGAGUAUGCUAUCGUAUAAAGCAUACGUCCGGUACGCACAAGAUUUUUGAGCAUGCUUAAAAAAAUUUUCUGCCUCGCCGUAUGCCAGCGUAUGCAACCGUGCUUGAAACGUAUACAACCUAUGCCUAACGUACCCCUAGCGUAUGUCAGCGUAUACCGGCGUAUGAGUGAUAUUUUUCAUACGCUGGCAUUUUGCUUACGUUGUUCGAUUUUUCUUUGGAUCCAGUUAUAUCAGUAUAUACCAAUAAAUUGUUUGGUGCAAAUCAUAUAUGUAUUCGAUAGCAUUGCAUACGGUAGCAGAUACAGGGAAUGGGAAUUAGCCUUUCUCACGAUGGCGAAUAUCCGCCAUUUUUGGGUGGCAUCAAAUUUUCAUUAUCCAAUGCAGGCAAUUAAAACAAUGUGAAAAGCAAUUUUUCAAAAUGAACUAACCAUUUACAAAGCAAAAUUACCAUCAUUCGUCCAAAAAAUUAUAAAAAGUCGCUGUUAUGUGGACUUAUCGCACAGACUUCGGCUGAAAAGCCACCCAAAAAUGGUGGUGUGAGAAAGGCUAAUUGGAUGCCAUCAGUUGUACCGAUUCGUAAAUGACAAGUGGGGGAUCAAAUGACAAAUUUCAAAGACUUUUUGUAACAUACCGGAAACAUUGGUUUUGCUCGAGUAACUGCAUCCACAACAACAAGAUAUGGUGCUCACAGAAUGACGAAAGAUAUAACAAAAACUGUUUGUUCGGAAAGAAAUGUUAAAGAUUGGACUUAAACACGUCUAGUUGCAUAUCUUGUUGUUUCUUAUGGAUGUUAUUCAGGUAAAACAUUAGGGACAUUGAUUAUAUUUUCGUGUUACUGUUGUAUAGUGUAUGUAGUGUAUAUUGUUAUUGUUCUUAACCUUAGAGAUAUAUAAGUGUACAAUACACAUUCAAUAUCAUCUCCGUCGCUCGCUAUAUAUUUGAUUGUUGACUUUGUUUAUGUUACGUUGUAUAAAAUUUGUUCUUUUGAAAAAUUUCGCUUUUGUUUUUUCUGUCUUGAACUAUUUUACUGUUAAUGUCAUACCGAAACAAAACGAGAAUAAUUAUAGAUCAGAGUAUGGCUUGAUCUUGUGUAGAAUAUAGUCGUAAGUGGGGUUUUUUAUUCCCAUUUCAAAACAUUGAGUUCCCUUGUGUGUGUAUGUGUGGCAUACGUUCAUGAAAGAGCGGGUAAAUUCGUAUUUAAGACUACUAGAUUGGUAAUGCCAAUGGAAACAUAAGUCUGUAAAUAAUGACGUGUUAACAAUAUAUGCAUGCAUAAAUAUAAGUUACAUGGUAAUAAUUAAUUAUCAGGAUUACUACAUCAUUACGGUCUUCAAGUGUUUAAACCAUAUUUAGACGCUACAGAGUUAUCAUUCCCACACUCCUGAGAACAACAAGCAAUGCUGUCGUCACUCGCAUCUUGCGACAAUACUAGCCGGCCUAACCUUUCUACAGUAGUCCCUAGUUCCGGUAGACUCACUACAAUUAUAGGUGUCUUUAUACGCUUCCAUGACAUGGGUGUGUAUACUUACUUUUUGCUCCCCUCUCUGGGGGAAAGUCUGGGAGGAAGAAAAAAGCGAGGGAGGAGUGGAAAGUUGAAGGAAUGAAGACCUGAGGGAAGAAAAGAAUAAGGGAAAAUGGGAAAAUGGACAAUACUAAUAAAUACCACUAGUAAUCAUGUUCUUGUAUAUUCGCAGAGUUUAUGGCGCCAGCUGCGACAAGCGACCUGGGAUUCUCCCAUCCAGACCACUUCCGUUAGUCAUUCUGAUGAUGGUUCUCAAAAAGGUGCACCUGCCCAGAAGGGGACACCACCAAAAUAUUCUUGGUAAGAUAUUAUUUUCCUAUUAAAUUUAAAGACUAAAUAAAUUAGACUAUCUCUAGCGCCCAUUAAAUCAUGGGGAAUUCCUUAUUGGCCGGGUCUAGUGUUACUGUUGGAGAAAACCAGAAUACACUCAGAGAAUCUAAGGUGCUUGAUAGAGUCGAGACAAAAUUAUAAUAAGAAAACUAUAAACCGCAGAAGUCGAACUCCAUUCAUCUAGUAGCUCAACAAUCAUCGGUAUCUGUGGUGGUGGCACCUUCAUACUCAAAGUGGGACAACCUAUCAUCAUCAGAACUGCUAUAUGUUUACUGUAGUUUAUAUUUAACAUGCCACAUACUUUACAGGAGCGAAGAACCUGUCGACACCAAGAUGGAUAUAUCUACAGGACAUGUUGUAUUGGUAAGUUAAACCUAAGUAUUUUUGGACGAAUAUUGGUUCACUUUAAAAUAAAUGACAUAAUACCUUAAGAACUCGCACGAAUAUUUCACACUGGCAUAGUAUAAAAAAUCUCGAAAUAACUGGAGGUUCUCCACAAUCCAAGCAUGCGUAAUUCUCCUGUAUCAGUGUUGUUGAAGUUUCCGUGGAUAUCAUGCAUGUGCGUAAUUUGGUCACUCGUUUGUUAAUAUAGGCAUACAUGGAGGAUCAUCUCAAGAAUGAAAACAGACUUUCGAGAGAAUGGGAGGUAUGGAGUCACUUAUAGUUUAUAUCAACCACAGCAGUCAGCAUGCCUUUGAUCAUACAAAUUAAACUACAAAAUCCUGAACUGGUACAAUUCUCCCAAACUAGGGGUGAGGGGGUUUGGGGAACACUACUGGGGACUACUUAGGAGAACUGUACCUUAUUCAGAUAUAAUGAAAUUUAUUCAGACGUAAUUAUUCAGAUAUAAUGAAAUUUAUUCAGACGUCAUUAUUCAGAUAUAAUGAAAUUAAUUCAGAUAUAAGAGAACUUUCAGAUAGAGGAAAUUUAUUUAGAUAUAAGAGAAUUUUCAGUACUUUGUCCCCUCGUCCAUUUUUACACCACUGUUAAAAUUGGUGUGGGCAGCUCCACUUCGCUCAAACAGCGAUCAUUAACAAUAUUAACAAUACUUAAGGUAAAUUUUCACCCUCUUGCAGGAUUUGAGUGUGUACGAAGCUGAACCAGAUCGCACUGAUGUUGGUAAAGAUCCCAAAAAUAGCAAGAAAAACAGAUACAGCGAUGUAUUGCCAUGUAAGAUCACUAUAUUAGGAACCCAUAAACAAUGUAGUCACUUUUUGAGGCUAAAUAAUAUAAACCAUCGUUUCAUUUAUACCGCCUUCUUUUAUCCCUUCACAACAAGUCACAUGUUUGCUGAUUAGAUUUUCAAAUUUGCUUGGACGUCAACCAUAGUUUGGUAUACUCUUAUAUUUUACUUUAGAUGAUCACAACAGAGUCAAACUUCGAGAUACUUCAAAUGCCACUGGAUUAGAUUACAUCAAUGCGAGUUAUAUAGUAAGUUCAUGAAAUCAUUUUCAUAUUCGACGGAUAGGUUGAAUUUUGUCCAGUCAACAGUAUAUGGUUUUAUUUUCCCAGGAUAACAAUUUCAGUAUUAUAAUUUUGAGAAAAUUAUAGAUGAACUUGUGGUUAGAGCUCGACAACUGGACUCUAUAGCUCAGUUGGUUAGAGCACUGGCCGCAGGUUCGAUUUCUGGCCUAUAGUUGCAUUUUUCGAAGCUGCUCCUGGUUAGGUCUUAAUAAAUGUAUGAAAUUGACACUCGAAUUUUCAGGAACAAAAUCCUUCAAUUUGGACUUACCAUUUAUACGUCGGACUCGAACGACAAAUGCGAGUUUGCUUCUGCGGAAACAUAAAAAUUUCCAAACUGUUUUCCCAUUCGUCGUAGCCUGAUUUCGUCUCGUUCGUAGCCUGAUUUCGUCUCAUCGAGUGAGAUGCCCAAUAACAUCCCUAUAAUUUUGAGAGACCACAAAGUUGUGUAACCGGAAGUGUAACUACAAUGAGACAUUGUAACCCUUGGCUAGACACACACAUCGGCAUACCUGCUGAGGUCUGGUAUAUUGUGUGGUAAAUUUAACCACCUUUUUAUCUGCUCUCACAUUAGUAUCUGACAUGCAUGCUUUUUUACUUCAGAUCGAUGAUGAUCCACGCAAUCCGGCUUAUAUAGCGACGCAAGGUCCUUUGGCAAGUACCGUGGCAGAUUUCUGGCAGGCAAGUUUCUUCUUGAACAGCGUUGAUUUGGAUGGCGUUAUGUUAUUCAUCCAUGUGUGUCAAUAUACAGGGUGUAUAAAAAAAACUGAACAGAUUUGAAAUUGCUCUCAAUUUCGCAAAACAGCUAUUAUUAUUCAGUUUUUGAUAUAUACAGUUUCUUUGGGUACUUAUAAUGUAGAAAAGUGAAAAAAAAUUCUCGAACUCAAAUUUUGUGAACCAGGGUGGGUCUUUUCCAAGAAACAAAAAAUGGCUCGCGCACGAAAUUUAAAAGCUUUAAUCAUAUUUUAAGUUAAUAGAUGGAAAAUGUGUUGGGUUUUUAAUUACUGUACAACUUUCAGACAAUUUGCUUUUGUUUAAGCCCUUUAACUAUUCGCGUAAAUAGUUAAAGGGCUUAAACUAAAGCAAAUUGUCUGAAAUUUUGUACAGUAAUUAAAAACCCUACACAAAUGUUCCAUCUAUUAACUCAAAAUAUGAUUAAAGCUUUUAAAUUUCGUGCGCAAGCCAUUUUUAGUUUGUUGGAAAAGACGCACCCCCCUGGUUCACAAAUUUUGAGUUCGAGAAUUUUUUUUCAUUUUUCUACAUUAUAAGUACCCAAAGAAGCUAUAUACAUCAAAAACUGGAUACUAAUAGCUGUUUUGCGAAAUUGAGAGCAAAUUCAUAUCUGUUUUUUUUAUACACCCUGUAUUUAGUCGAUUCAACAUAAGGACGCCUAUAAGGGCUGGUUUACACUAUCAAAGUUUCUGUGAUCACAAUAGGAAUUUUGCAUCUAGCCAAUUCUACGUUUUGCAAGAAAUGUUUGUGGGAGUUGACUCAGUCAUGUUUAACACUGUGUUAGUUCCAUCAAACUUUUCUUACAAAUACUUUAAAACGUAGAAUUUGCCUAUGCAAAAUUCCUGCUGUGAUCACAGAGUCAGAAACUUUGAUAGUGUACACCAACCUUAACUAAAGUUGUUUAGAGAAAAUCAAAGCUCUUUUAAUUUCCACUCAUACAAAAGCCAAUUAGCAACUGGCAAGCUCGCUACGAGUGCUUGCAUCUAAUUGAAAUAAACUGUCGGGCAUUGUGAUUGAAUGAAAACACUCGCAACGAGCUUGCGAAUUCACUUUUACAAUGAAUGGAAAAGAGACUUCAGACGAACUUAUAGCUCGAACUUGUUCAAACAUAUACAGCGACGAGAGCAGCAGAAAUGUAUACAAAACGGGUUACGUCCGACAUUUGGCCAGUCUACUUUCCUAAUGGCGUCAACUUUAUUUCUUCCAUAGAUGGUCUGGGAACAAGGUGUUGUGGUUAUUGUCAUGUUGACUAAGUUGGCUGAUCUAGGACUGGUAAGUAGGAAAAUUUUGUGAAGCUACGUGUACACAUCAGGCCAAUUUUAUAUCCACUUUAACGAGAAAAAUCCUGAAAAAUGCGUCAUUAUCAAAAACAGAUAUUUCAUUUUUCAUAAAAUUCAAUGAUGAAACGUCGAAUUAACAUUCUAAUCCACCGAGCCUGUUAAGUUCUGUUGUCUUCUAAUGUAGCGAUACAAGACAUUGCAUAUAGACUUAUCCGAGUUUGACGUCGAAAUAAUAAUAUUCACCCAGUGUGAUUUAUUUGUGUUUCUCUAAAUUAUAGCCUCAGUGCCAUAGAUACUGGCCUCAGAAAGGACACGAGGUGUAUCACAUUUAUCAAGUAAGUUGGUUUUUCUAUUGCCAAAUUGCACUGAGCAAACGGUCACUAGGGCCGUAGCGACGAGGGUAGAAUCUAAAGUUUGUUCGUUCACUGCAACCAGGUAUAUCAAUCAUGUUUCGUUCGCUACUUUGGUUUAAAUAAAUUAUUACAAAGCCCAGUCGAAUUGUAAUCAAGACCCAACGUUUCGACACUCCAGUCUAGUAAUCGAUAUUGUGCUGACUUAUUUUGUGUUACUUAUUUUCAGGUGCAUUUAAUAUCAGAACAUAUCUGGUGUAGUGAUUAUCUAGUUAGGAGUUUCUAUCUCAAAAAUGUGCAGGUAUAAUAAUUUUUGUUGACGUUAUUUCCACACCGGGCAAGCUGAAACAUUGGCGGGAAUCGAAACCGCGACUUUUGGCUUGAUAGUCCAAGAGCCAAUCAGCUAACACAUGCAUGAUCAACGGGUACUAGCUUAUGUAUAGAAGACCCACAGUCUCUCACUUGAUUCCUUGUACGUAGUACAAUUCUGCAGUGGUAGAUUUAUGUAGGGGGGUGUGUACCUGUUGUAUGGUCAACAGGGGUGUGCAGGGGGUUGCAAAAAAAUAAAUUUAUAUCUUAACUGUUUGAGGUAUUCAAAGUUUUUUAUCAGUCUUAGACUAAUUUAAGUUUUGGAAUUCAACGCAGCACCACAGUACUAGUUCAAAAUACCAAUAAGUCCUUUGAUUGAAUGAAGCAAAUUCUUAAUUUUGCUGGAAACGUCUAACAUUAAAGUAUUUGAUAAUGAAGAGAAUCUGGGAUUUAUAUUAUAUAUAAUUAAUUAUUAAAUUAUAUUUAUUCAACAUAUCUGUGAAUUGUAACCGAGAAACUACUAUGUGAACUUUCAUGACAGUACGCUAGCUGUUAGCCAGCGCUGGGUUCGGUGUGCUUGGCGAGCAGCCCAGCACCCCCCUAAAAAACCUUCCUGGAUCCACCACUGUAAUUCUGUACGAUUAUUAUUUCUGUACAGUCUAUACAUGGUUACGGACGUUGCCGGCAAAUUCAAAUUUUUGGUUAAUGUCAGCAUGGGAAAAAGGCCUCCAGUAACCACGAAUUUAAUUUGCACAUUGUGAAUGGCAACGAUCAAAAACUUGCGAUUAGGUUUAGUGUGGUAAUUUUCUAUAAAAUACGUACUAUAUUGUGCUUUCCGUUUCGGAUUUCCUAAGCAUUGGAUUUUUUCUGUGCACUUAGACUGGCGAGACGAGAACCGUUACCCAGUUUCAUUACUUGACUUGGCCUCAUCUUGGAAUACCAUUUUCUUCAAAACCGCUUUUGGAUUUUAGAAGGUACGAUCCAAAUAAUGAAACUAGUUUACCGUUGUUUUUUGUCUGCAUGCGCAUUUGUAAUUAUUUGUUUGUUAAAGUUUGUAUUUCUUUGUUUAUCUGCCUGACUGCAUAUUGUUUUUUUGUGUGUAUGUUUUAUCCUAUUCUUGGGUUUCACUACGGCAUUAUACAGUGAAUCUGACGGGGAGUCAACCUCAAAUGUAUUGAUGCUUAUGCUGUACUGGAGUGAGAAAAUGAUACGAAAUUCCAUGUAUUUGUCACUAAACACAAGGCUAAUACAUAAAACAAGCAAUCGACUCACUCUUAUAACUGUGUUUUGUUUUAUAACUGUGUUUUGUUUUAUAACUGUGUUUUGUUUUAUAACUGUUUUGUUUUAGAGUUGCCCCCCCCCCCGCGUCACUUUUGUGACGUCAUAUGAAAUCCAAGAAUUGCCAUAAAUAUUUCGUAUAAAUUGUGCUUGUUGGCAGUGUUUUGUAACUGCAUGACAAUGUUAUUCAUUACAAAAUUGUUUCGUGAACGAUUGCUACCCUCGUCAGGAAAAUGUUGCGUACAAACUUCAUGAUGUAAUCACGUAUUUACGAGAUUGCCGUCUAUUUCUAGGAAAGUUCUUAAAUGUUUCCGAAGUCAUUCUUGCCCAGUGGUUGUACACUGUAGUGGUGGUAUCGACAGAACUGGUACAUACAUUCUUAUUGAUAUGGUACUCAGUAAGAUGUCAAGAGGUAAGCUACAAUUAAUCAAGGCCAGACAGAAUUUGGCCGGACUCUCGUGUGAUUUUGCAAAUUAACUUUCAAAUACAGUAUAUGAAACUUAUCUUUACAUGCAUUUCCCCUUUUCCUACGUUGCUUCUCGUUAUGAUGUACACUUGGUAUUUAAUGGCAGGGGAUCCAACAUUGGGGGUACAUAGGCAAAAGACCUUUGGAAAGUACGUCACCUUGGCAUAGCUUCGCCUUCGUGGUAGGUCGACGUUUUAUGGCCAACUUAGGUAAUAUACUUUCCAGAAGGGUAGCAACACCGUCAGAGUUCUAGUGGAAAAGUCAUUCAUACUGUACAUGGGUCAAAGAUAUUAAAAUUACACGAGUAUACUAAAGACGAGUGCAAGUUUGAAUUCCCAAGAAAAAAAGUUAUUUAACAUAUUUUCUUCUCUAGGAACAAAAGAAAUCGAUAUUGCCGCAACUUUAGAACAUUUACGAGAUCAAAGACCUCAAAUGGUUAAAACCAAGGUUGGUGUUUAAUUUUUGUUCUCUAUGUUGGUGCGUCGAUAUCAAAUGUAUGGCGAUCUUCAAAUAAUGUACCUAUUACAUGCAUAUAGCUUUCCACAAAGCAAAAUAUUUUUAGCCUUUUCUUCAGUAAAAUCAAAUGUUGUUUUCUAUAGGCUCAAUUCGAGUUUGCAUUGGCCUCCGUCGCUGAAGAAGUGAAUGCCAUUCUUCAGGUCCUGACGAAACAUUAGACGCAGAUCAAACCUGGCGUUGAUAGAAUCGUCAAAAAUUAUAAUUCUAUUGAUGUGAUGAAAAUGAAGUGAUGUAAAUCAAGAUAACGGUGUUAUUCUUGUGUACAUGUAAUGAUAUACAAGAAACUGUUUAUUUUCUGAUUUCUGAACACGUCAAAGUCUGUUUAAAAAGAAAUGAUAAUUAGCCUUGAAGCAUCACAAAAACCUAUAUUCAUGAACUCGCUAGGAAAGUUUACCUGAACGUCUAAUAAGAACAAGCUAGCCGAUUGCCAUUCGUGCAUUCUGAUUGGUUGCAACUUCGUGCUACUAGGUUGCGAACUGGUUGUUUUAACAGACUUCGAAAUGUUUGGAAAUCAAAUGAUCAAUGAAUUUUAAGUGUAUUUUAGAACAUCAAAUAACGGACAACAACGAGGAACGUUUUAAAUAUCCGUCAAUCAGAGAUUAGCCUGUGGUCAGUAUUUCCUGUUUUCUUAUCUUUGAGCGUUAAUUUUAAUUCCCUUCAAAUUCAAGUAGCGCACUCUUUCCGUUUCAAGCUCAUUAGGUGGAGAUUAAAAAUUUUAUUCUUGAAAAAUCAAAUUACAACGUGUGAGUGAAUUUCAUGACAUUUACAUAUAUUAAGAUGAUGUAAAAUUUAUACUGUAGCAAAAGCUGCGCCAUAACUAUUUGAUGACAAUCUCUAUAUAAAAUGGUAUUUCACGUGGUGAACUACGAGCCCUCCUCAAACCCAACUUUCCCCAUAUGUAAUAUUACUGAUUUGAUUGGUCGUUUGCAAAAGAUGGCACAUUGAUUCUACGUUAACGCGAACACACUGCUAAUUGAGUUUGACAAGAGUCAAGAUCUUCAACGAUGCCCUAUAGGCUAUAUGGCUAUAAAGAACCUGCGUUAUGGUAACACCGCGGUCAUGCAUAUACGUCCGUGUAUUGACUACUUCUACUGGAAAUAGUAUUGUCUUCACGAAGCUCUAAAUCAGUAUAACUUCUUGUCACAAUUAAGAUGAUGAGGUGGAAUUCCCGCACUUAUAGCUUUAGGCGUUUCCUUAUAUAGACGUAAAUGAUGUUCUCGUAUUAAACUCCUAUUAUUUUGACAGACAUUUUCCCCGCAUUUUCGCGUGUCCCUUACGGUAGGUUCUUUCUGUUCUUUUUUCACAUUUUUUCAAAUGUUUUCCUUAGUGUUCCGUUCUGCAUGGCAAUGUUUGAAAGGUAAUGGACGAGAAGGAGGUUUUCAAGGUAGUUCAAAAUGUAAACUCAGAGUUUGCUUAGUUUAGGGUUAUUGUUAGGAUUAGGUUUAGGGUAAGUUUUAGGGCAAGGUUUAGGAUUGCUAUAAGUGCUGGGCUGUCGAUUCUUUCGCGUUUCAACGAUCUUGAAAAAUAGCCGCCAUCUUCAAAACCUCCCUCUCGUCCAUCUCGUAUAGCUGUAACCUGCGAUGAGCCAAUUUUGAGAUCAACAGGCCUGCCACCUGUUGCUUUUGGGGGUUGGGGACACUUUCAAACAGUUGACGCAGAAGUGUUUCGUAUAUUAUGUAAAGCCGAUCCGAGUCUACUCAAUCACGUUCGAUAGACCCUUAACAAAUUUGGUUGUCAUGACUAAAUCAGUAAGUGCAACACCGAAUCGAAUGACUAUUUUUUGCAAACGAUCAAUAUGUAACUGUUAUGUUACUAUUAAUGAUUAUUAUUAAAUAAGUAGUAUAUAACCAACUAAAUCCAAUGAUGAUUAUUAAAAUACUCGGGCCCGUUUCAGACGGCGUACCUUUCACAUGUACCUAACUUAGUUGUUUUAGAUGCGACGCUGGAGCGAUACAAGAACGGCAGUGACUCGAGCGGCGUACAAAAUUUGUUAUUGACAAUGUUUAUUAACAAUUACAAUUACUCGGUUUGGAACAUGAGUAGAGCGGCUAAUGAAUCGAUGUCGCUCCAACGUUUGCAUAACUCGACAAGCUCUAGCUGCCAAACUUGUGUCGAACAUUUGUCGCUCCAAAUUCUGCCGUAUACUUAAUUGUGCAUAUGUCGCUCUGCUGCCCAAUCUCGUACCCAGCCAUACCUAAUUCGUCAUUAAGUUUGGCACGUGAAAAGUACACGCCGUCUGAAACGGGCCUUAGAACGUACAUUUGUAAUAUGUAUUGUAUAUAUCUGUGACACUAUAAAAUUCUGAAUACCAUGCUACUAUGUAAAAUUGUGUGGAAAUAUAUCGAAUUAAAACUAUGUAU
Molecule: messenger RNA, 26089 nt
Organism: Paramuricea clavata
Lineage: Eukaryota; Metazoa; Cnidaria; Anthozoa; Malacalcyonacea; Plexauridae
Source: the annotation of a GenBank genome assembly